AUGUGGCAGGAGAGGACGGAGGUGAAGUUGCGGAUGGAGGAGAGCCGAAGGCUUCGUGCAGUAGUUGUUGAGGAGCUGAGGAGACGCCCAGACGAAGCAAAUAGGAGCGAGAUUGAAGUGGAACGGUUUGAUCCUGAUGCUGCUACUAGCUUGCUCGAUGCCACGACGGAGGAAAACGAGUCGGCUGAAGAGGAAACGGCUGAUGAUUAUGUGGCGUAUCGGACGAGAGGAGGAGUGCUAGUCGAGCUGGACCCUGAUAUCAAUAGAUUUGGGGAUCCUGAAUCAAAGUCUAUACUAGAGGACUUCGUGGAGCGGAAACAGCGAGAAGCUGAGCAAUGGAAACGUUCUCCGAUACAAGCCAGGCCGAGUUCAGCUGUGAGUAUAGCUAUGCCCCUCUAUUGA
Perkinsus marinus ATCC 50983 is the source of this 402-nucleotide messenger RNA. RefSeq lists its product as hypothetical. NCBI's taxonomy places the organism in Eukaryota, Perkinsozoa, Perkinsida, Perkinsidae. The coding region runs from base 1 to 402 and encodes 133 amino acids. The transcript has a single exon. The record is from RefSeq and is a predicted model, not a curated record.